Malaya genurostris is the source of this 1903-nucleotide messenger RNA. RefSeq lists its product as uncharacterized. Bases 268 to 1785 code for a protein of 505 amino acids. Lineage: Eukaryota; Metazoa; Arthropoda; Insecta; Diptera; Culicidae. The transcript is spliced from 5 exons. The record is from RefSeq and is a predicted model, not a curated record. Gene Ontology annotation, molecular function: protein binding.
GUUAGAAAAAAAUGUAGAACGGCAGUUCAACAGUUUAAAAUAAUUAAUCUAAAGUUUUAAAUAGUUGUAUAAACAAACUACGUACACUGUGAUAAAUUGAUAGUAUUCUCUUCGCAACCGGUGACUCAUAGUACCGAAAUAACACGCAUGUUGCAAUACAUUUUUUAUGUACUCAACCAAUUGUCUCGAACCGUUUCAGCCAUAUUUUGAAUAGUUGUAGAACAAAUAUCUUCCAGUUAGCUCAAUUUAAGAUUUAGAGAACUUAUCAUGGAUAACAUAAACAACCUUCCAGAAGAGUUGAUAGAACACAUCUUCGACUACCUCAACAUUCAAGACACAAAGAAAGCAAAAGUCGUUUGCACUCUGUGGUACAAGAUUCUGCAUGGCAUUCGAUUCCUACGCAAAUGCAAGCUAUCGCUAGGUCGUAUGUUCGAUGAUGAUCUGGGAGAGUGGGAAAAAAACAUCAUACGGAGCUACCGGAACAUUUCAAUAAUGCAAUGCGACGAUCAAGAGAACCGUCUAGCGGAGCUAUUAUUUGAAUCGGAAUGGGACCUGGAAAGCUUGGAAUUGUUCAGUUCAUUCGAAAGUUGCCGAAUGGUUUUUGGGAAUCGUUUACCACAAAUAGUGAAUCUUAGGGAACUCUCGUUAAUGUUUGAGGAAUGCCACAAUACAGAGCCAAAUUCAAAUACGUGGGAACUUCGGCAUGAUAGAAUUGAAAAGCUCCGACUCAAAAAUCCUUGCGUAUCGUUACCCCUUAAACCAAUACUGCCAAAUUUAACUAGUCUUCAGCUACAAUCGAAUUGUCGCGCCGCUUAUCAGAUAAUAGAAUCCUACUGUAGACAGUUGCAAUAUCUACAAGUGUCGUUCGACAAUGCUGAGGUGAUGGACGACAUGGUGUCGCUAAAUUUCCCGGCUCUCGAACACCUAGAUGCUCAGCUGUUUCAAUAUGACGAUAAAGAAAUGCAGCUGCGAUAUGCUCGAACACGCAAUAAACUAGUGGAAGAAGAAAAGGAUGAACAAUUCGUGAAAAGCAUGGUCAAAUUAAAAAAUCUUGAAUUAGGAAGCAAUCUAAUGCUUUUUAGAAUGGGUACGUGGCUCUCCAAAUAUGCCAAUCAACUGGUAGAGUUAUCUCUGGUGUAUCUACAGAUAGACCAAGAGCAAAUCGAAGUGGUUGAAACGAUGUCGAUUAAGAUACUCAAAAUAGCAUAUUGCAGAAUUCUAACGCAAUUCCAGACUCUACCAAAGGUAAACUUUCCUAGUCUUACUCGUCUUAUUCUGAUAGGCAACACAUCGGAUAUUGUGUUCGACAAAGGACUUUCCGAGCUGAAAUCGUUAAAAUUGUCUAUUGGUUCACAAAGUAACCACAAAGUGUUGCACAAAAUAUGCAACAAUUUACUAAAUCUGGAACAUUUGGAAAUAAUGCUGCAAAGAAAGCUAGUGAACACAUCUCUUCGAUAUCUUGGCAAGCUGACGAAGCUAAAGUCGUUAGCUUUCUACAACUAUAAACCAAAUGCAAUACUUUGGAAGCACUGUCCUGUGGUACCUAGCCUCCGAAGAAUAACUAUUCACGAAAGUUUUUUGAAAAUUCCUACAAUCCAGCAUCUAGCCAAACCGUUCCCCGGUCUCAGUGAACUAUUUUUGGAAUGGUGCUAUAUAGAACAGCAGGGUGAAGAAUGCAACACGGAGCGAUUUGAAAUCAUAUCAUGCAUGGAAAGCAAUCAAAGAAGCCUCUGCCACCAGCAAUUGAAAUCAUUUUUUCCGCAGUGCACAAUUUCAAUGCGCUAGAAAAUGCAAUGGCCACGGCAAUGCUCAUUCGUUAACCGAUCAUCUUGGCGGAAGGCAGGUGGAUUCGGAAAUGAGACUAUCUAUGACUCCCAGAGGGGUCAACAUUAUUUUACAUAUC